This is a messenger RNA of Zonotrichia leucophrys gambelii, 1451 nucleotides long. Its product is annotated as serine/threonine-protein kinase PAK 3-like. The coding region runs from base 78 to 1370 and encodes 430 amino acids. NCBI's taxonomy places the organism in Eukaryota, Metazoa, Chordata, Aves, Passeriformes, Passerellidae. The transcript has 10 exons. Gene Ontology annotation, biological process: regulation of MAPK cascade; regulation of actin cytoskeleton organization; intracellular signal transduction. Gene Ontology annotation, cellular component: cytoplasm. The record is from RefSeq and is a predicted model, not a curated record. Gene Ontology annotation, molecular function: ATP binding; protein serine/threonine kinase activity.
UUCAAGAGGAGAAUCUCCAUCAGCAGAGGGGUGAUCAACAAAACCAGGUGAAUGAAAGAGUGGCAGCCACUCCACUCAUGAAAUGUCCUCUCUUUUGUUUGUUAGAGAACAUGAAGGAACAGCUGGAUGCAGAGCUUCAGACAGCUCACAGUAUGAUCAAGGCAAGGCAUAAGCGGCUGGAGGAAGAAAUGAAAAUCUUCAGAGAGAAACUCAAUCGCUUCCGUCAGUCUCUGCAAAACCAAGUGCAAGUGUUGACAUCUCACCGGGCAGCCUGCGAAGACUUCCAGCCAAUGUCUGGCAAUGAAGGACCCCAAGUUAGGAGUGAGGCACAGGAGCAGUGCCCACCAGAAAUGCUCCAGGUCCAGCACAUCAUGGGCUCUGAACCUGCUGCCACAGCAGCAUCACCUCGAGGAAGCCCUUCUGUGAAACCUGGGAACUCAGGCUCGGGCAGAUCCUGGGAACAGGAGACUGAGGAGGAGUACCUGGAGCUGCUGGGGAGAAUGGUGAACUCCACUGAAAAUCCCCUGAUGAAGUACAUCCAUCUGAAAUAUAUUGGCAGCGGGGGUUAUGGAGAUGUUUAUAGAGCACUCGACACUGCCACAGGAGGAGAGGUGGCAAUAAAAAAAAUAAAUCUUCAAGGAGUGAGGAGGAAGGAGCUAACCUUUAAUGAAAUAAUGAUCAUGAAGAGAUAUAGGAGUCCCAAUGUUGUGAAUUAUUUGGACAGCUACCUUCUGGGCAAGGAACUCUUGCUGGUUAUAGAGUACAUGGAUGGAGGUGUCCUGACCGAUAUCAUCAGCCAGACCUGCCUGUCUGAAGAUGAGAUGGCAGCCAUCAGUCGGGAGUGCCUGCAAGGACUGGAUUUUCUUCAUUCCAAUGAUGUGAUCCAUCGAGACGUGAAGAGUGACAACAUCCUUCUCAAAACUGACGGCUCUGUCAAGCUGGCUGAUUUUGGCCUCGCUACUCAGCUCAGCCCUGAGCAGAGCAGACCAUGCUUGGUAGUCGGAACUCCUUGGUGGAUGGCGCCUGAAGUGGUGACAGGUCAACCAUAUGGCCCCAAAGUGGACAUAUGGUCUUUUGGAAUUGUGGGAAUUGAAAUGAUAGAACAAGAACCUCCUUACUUGAGCGAAAGUUCUGGCACGGCUACACACCUGAUAGCCACAGUAGGGACUCCACAGCUGCGGCAGCCCAAGCUCCUCUCGGCUUUGCUGCGUGACUUCCUGAGCUGCUGCCUGCAGACAGACGAGGAGCGGCGCUGGUCUGCCAAGGAGCUCCUGCAGCAUCCAUUUGUAACUUCAGCCAAGCCACCAUUCAUCCUGGCACAACUCUUCAACUCUGUGAAGAAGACGAAUAACCCUAACCCUAAACUUUAAACCUAAAACCUAACCCUAACCUUAAAUGCUAACCCAAACCCAAACCCUAACCCUACCCCUAUCCCUAACCCUUACCCUAAA